AUGACCUCCAGGAAUCACUCAUUCUGCGCUCUCCCUUUCCCUGCAUCGCAGAAAGCUUGGCUGGGGAGCCUUCUUCUGUUCCUUGCCACCUUGGUGACAGCAUCCAACGCACAAUGCUCUUUUGACAAAGAGCAGGGAACUCCAAAGCAGCCAUCUAAAGAAUGUGUGGAUACUGAAGGUGAAAAACACGCCAUCAACUCUACCUGGAAGAAGGACUGUACUGAGUGUCUCUGUCAAGAAGAUUUACUUACCUGCUGCAGUAUAAUUCAAAUGCCGACGUCUUAUGACAAAAAGAAGUGUCACAAAAUAUUCCACCCAGAAAACUGCAGCUAUAGUGUGGUGGAACGGGAGAACCCUCAAAAGGCCUGUAUUGUCCGUAGCUGGGUAAUGUAAAUGUGCUUCUAGUGGGCCAAGAGUUGAGCAACAUUUGAAUAUUUU
Acomys russatus (golden spiny mouse) is the source of this 438-nucleotide messenger RNA. RefSeq names its product microseminoprotein beta (gene Msmb). The transcript is spliced from 3 exons. The record is from RefSeq and is a predicted model, not a curated record. The coding region runs from base 1 to 393 and encodes 130 amino acids. Lineage: Eukaryota; Metazoa; Chordata; Mammalia; Rodentia; Muridae.